Messenger RNA from Poecilia latipinna (sailfin molly), 1799 nucleotides. It is a transcript of the gene rnf183, whose product is annotated as ring finger protein 183. Gene Ontology annotation, biological process: protein ubiquitination. The record is from RefSeq and is a predicted model, not a curated record. The transcript has 2 exons. Gene Ontology annotation, molecular function: ubiquitin protein ligase activity. NCBI's taxonomy places the organism in Eukaryota, Metazoa, Chordata, Actinopteri, Cyprinodontiformes, Poeciliidae. The coding region runs from base 155 to 1081 and encodes 308 amino acids.
CAGUUCGGGUCAGAACCGCUGGGCUUUCUUUACUCAGUGAUGAAGUUUUUUGAUCCCAGUUGUCGCAGCAGGAUUACCUGAGCGCCCGGAGCAGAUUGGAGCACCGGAUCGGACCUUUUCCGACUUAUCAGCUGAUUGGUGAAGGAGAGCCAUCAUGAGCAGACGGGACCAGGGGCCCCGAGACGAGGGGCUCCGGGGGCCCAGGAUGCCCCAGAACGUCAAGCCUAAACCGGGCCAGCCGGCUCCCACCCAGAAGGACCGGCCCCAGAAGGCGCGGCGCUCCCGCAGCAGUGACUCGGAGCGAGGGAGGAGGCGGGAGCAUCACCACGGUGACCGGCGCCGGCGGGGCCGCAGCGAGGAGACCCAGCGGCGGGACGGGAAGGGCACGGAGCGGCGGGACACGCCCCCCGUGGACAUGCUGGGCGACACGGAGUGCGCCGUGUGCUUCUGUUCCUAUGACAACGUCUUCAAGACGCCCAAGCUGCUGGCCUGCGGUCACACCUUCUGCCUGGAGUGCCUGGCACGCAUCAACGUCACGUCGCCAGAGAUCAAGACGCUGUCGUGCCCCGUGUGCCGCGUCCUGACCGAGCUGCCCCACGGCCGCGACCUGCCCCGCCUGGGCAACAACCAGGACAUCAUCGGCCGCCUGCCGGCCGACAUGCGCCGCGCGCUGUCCGUCCGCUUCCAGCGCAGCAAGGGCCGGCUGCUGCUGAAGCACCCGCUCCCCGCCGCCAAGCCCGCCGCCAUCAACCUGCCCGUCAAGAAGCACCAUGCCCCGCCGGCGGCCGCCCAGGGCGCCGACUUGGCCGCUGCAGAGGAGGGCAGCGCCCCGCCCACCAUGGUGGACGUGGGCAGACCACCAAGCAGGAUGAGGGGCCGCAUGCGGCGCCUGUUCCACUCCGACCGCUGCUACUACGCCGUGGUGGCGUCCAUCAUCACCAUCACCGUGGCGCUGAUGAUGGUGGGCAUCCUAGCCUUCGUCAUCAUCCCCAGAGUUCCCAUACUCAGCAGACCCAGCGGGAACUUUACCGGCUCCUCCUCACAUGAGAGCAGCGAGAACUUUGAACCGGACUCACCCUGAGGGGGCGGGGCCUGAGGGGUGCGCUGAGGUUUUACUCCGGGUGUGAAACGGUGAAGGAAUGAGGAAGAACAAGAUGGAGGCUUUUUUCCCGGCUAAGCAUGAAGAACUUUGACCCCUAAGGGGUCAGGAAGGACCACUCUGAGAUUCUACUACAGGUUUGAAGCGGUGAAGGAAUGAGGAAGAGCAAGAUGGCGGCGUUUCUCCAGGCUGAAUGUGAAGGAUAUGGGGUUCCAUCUGUGACAAUACAUUGAAAAAUUAACAGCAAUAAUUUAUUAUUUAACCAUCACAAGAGAAAAUAUGGAAAUGAAUCUUUCAGUCAUCUUUUCACCUUGUUGUUCAGGCUCAUUGUUUAGUUAGCAAAUUAAAUAUUUAACUUCAAACUAAAAAUGUUGUUCCAAGCUAAAUAUUUAAUUAGAAAGCUAAAUAAUUAGCUAAUUAAAUAUCUACUUUGAAACUGUGACAUUUAUAAAUGAAUGAAUGUAAAACUGUAACAUUUUCUCUUAUGAAAAUGGAUAAUUACUGGUUGGUUUUUGACUGCGUCUCUCAGCGACUUUCCACUGACAGAACCUGAAUGUGAAACAGAAUCAGGAGGAGAAUCGACUCCAGAACAUGCGAAGCACUUAAACCUCCUUAUUUAUACCCGGAACUCUAAACAGAAAUCAUGUACAGAUAUUGACAGGCAUCAGAUUCAAUAAAACUGCUUCUAUUCAAACGUUUC